Myiozetetes cayanensis is the source of this 2414-nucleotide messenger RNA. RefSeq names its product NME/NM23 nucleoside diphosphate kinase 3 (gene NME3). The transcript is spliced from 5 exons. The coding region runs from base 50 to 559 and encodes 169 amino acids. Gene Ontology annotation, molecular function: nucleoside diphosphate kinase activity. Gene Ontology annotation, biological process: GTP biosynthetic process; UTP biosynthetic process; CTP biosynthetic process. Lineage: Eukaryota; Metazoa; Chordata; Aves; Passeriformes; Tyrannidae. The record is from RefSeq and is a predicted model, not a curated record.
GGCGGCGGCGGCGCGGGGGGAGCGCGGCCCCUUUAAGAGCGGCGCCGCCAUGAUCUGCCUGGUGCUGGGGCUCUUCGCCGGCCUCUUCCACAGCGCCCUCGGCGGGAUCAAUGAACGCACCUUCGUGGCCAUCAAACCCGACGGGGUCCAGCGGCACCUGGUGGGGGAGAUCAUCCGGCGCUUCGAGAGGAAGGGGCUGCAGCUCGUGGGGAUGAAGCUGAUUCAGGCCUCGGAGGAGCUGCUGAGGGAGCACUACGUGGCCCUGCGGGACCGGCCCUUCUACGGCCGCCUGGUGAAGUACAUGAGCUCCGGGCCAGUGGUGGCCAUGGUGUGGCAGGGCCUGGACGUGGUGAGGACGGUUCGUGCGAUGAUCGGGGAGACGAACCCGGCCGAGUCCAGGCCUGGCACCAUCCGAGGGGACUUCUGUGUCGAAGUCAGCAAGAAUGUGAUCCAUGGCAGUGACUCAGUGGAGAGUGCCCAGCAGGAGAUCUCCCUGUGGUUCCGCCCGGAGGAGCUCAUGUGCUGGGAGGACACGGCCCAGCACUGGAUCUACGAGUGAGGGAGGGACACCUUCCUGAGGGGACACAGGACAUUGCCAUCCGUUUCAUGGCUGGGGAUCCUGCUGUGGGAUUCCUGCUCUGCCUGUGAGGUCCUGGGAGCUGGGCUGUGUCUGGAACAAUGUGCUUCAGCUCCUGCCAAGAAUAACUGUUUCUUUUUUUCCUCUCUGCCCUAGUAAGUAGCAUUGUUGCUCUGUUUGCUGCAGUAUCUUAAAUCCCAAGUAGCUCAAGCUGAUUUAUUGAAGUACGUCCUCCACUCUGGGCCAGUCCCUGGGUGUUCCCAGCCCUGCCUGGUGCAGGACAAUGUGUGUUCCUUGCUGCUGGGAGAGGUGCUGGUCAUGACAAGGUGGUGGGAUUGAUAGAAUUUACCUGCAUUUCUAGAAGGCUUUUCACCAAAGGCUUUUAAAGAACGAGGCUGCUGUGGGGUAUGGGGGAAGAUUCACAACCCCACCCAGCUCCAGACGCGAUCAGCGAGUCCAUGGAAAGAAGAUUCUCCAAGGGCUGUUAAAUGCAGUUUCUCUGGCUCCAGUUCCUGGACUGGGAGCAGGGAAGCAGCUUCUCCAGCUGUGCUCUGGUUCUCUGGGGCUGCACAGCCCUGGCCUGACCCUGCACCCUCGGUCCCACACUGUCCCUGUGUGGGGACUGACACAGGCUGGGGAAGCUGCAGCACUGGGGCAGCCAAGGGAUAGAAGGGGGAGAGUGAGGCAGGGAAGGAUUUGUGGAUCUGGGGCUCAGGAAGGACUAGGAGGAUUAUUUAGUCCUCUCUUGUGCACAGUGCAGGCUGUGGAGUCCUGUCACUGAGCUCUGGGAGAGCCUGAGAUCUUUGUCUGACAGUAGAGCUUCCCUGCUGGGAGGGUACCUGGAGACCCAGUUUGUGAUGGGCUGGACACCCCCUGUGAGCUCUCAGUGGGCCCCCCAGCUCCUCAGGGCUGUGCUGGCUCUGGAGUGUAAGGACAGGGACAGGGACAUGGCAUCCUGCCAUGGAACAGGGACCUGGUUAAACCUGGGGAAUGAGAUCCCCUGGGGCUUUCCUCUGUGUAGGGUGAGCUUUACCUGUGCCUUCAGGGCCUGUCCCACUCUGUCUGGCUCCCCAGCUCUGUAGCUGCAGGGGGCAGAGAGAACUCGCCUCACUCCCACUCUGGGCUGGGGGUCUCCCUCCAGUGGGGCCUCCCUUGCCUUCCCUCAGCUGGCCCGACUGCCUCAGCCUGGCUGCUCCUGCCUUGGCCUUUUCCAGGAGCCUGCCUACAGCUCUGAAUACCUGACAGAUCCCAUUUGUUCCUGGAACUCCUCCACUUGGCUGAGCCCAGCCUGUGGCUGCAGCAGGGCUGCAGGAGACACUGGCAAAGUAAAGAACUGAGGUGUGAAGAGAGCGGGAGGAAGGUUUCAUUUGUUGUUUAAUAGAGGCACUGAAAAGAGCUGUUGGCUCCAGGAGGUGCCAGCUCUGUGACACAGGUGAACUGUGGCCAAAUCCCUGAGCAUCAUUUCUUGCCACUGCUUUUUCGUGAGGGAUCCCUCUUUUGUUGGCACAGAUGAGAUUUGAGGUGCUCUCCCAGUUUCAAAGCACAGUGGACUCCAGUCAAGUAACAGCCCUGACUCCUCAAGGCACAGUCCAGGCCAGUCCUCUCCUCCUCCCUGGGUGCAGUUUGGUGUCUGCCAUGAACUCGUCCCUCUCUGGGGCCCGAGGGAGCAGCCCCAGUGCAGGGAAAGGGCCCCAGAGGCGCCGCUGGGUGAGGGGGGACAGGCUGGGCUGGGGCUUCCUCCAGCCCCCAUGACUUUAAUUGCUUUGCAUGUUGGUUCCUGCUGCUUCUCCUCUGUCCAAGGCUCUGUUAAACUGUAAGAAUAAAAGUAGAAACUGUC